Molecule: messenger RNA, 1388 nt
Organism: Phacochoerus africanus (Common warthog)
Lineage: Eukaryota; Metazoa; Chordata; Mammalia; Artiodactyla; Suidae
Gene: ARR3
Product: arrestin 3
Exons: 17
Coding region: 141-1322 (393 amino acids)
Biological process (GO): signal transduction; G protein-coupled receptor internalization; visual perception
Molecular function (GO): G protein-coupled receptor binding
Source: RefSeq, a predicted model, not a curated record
AGCCUGUUCUUCUCCCCUGACCCCCACCAAUCUAAAAACUCAGAGGACCUUGGGUAUAAGAGGUUGGGGAGGCGAGCAUAGCAACCAGAGCUGGAGACGGAUGUGAGCUUCAUCUUACUCCCCAGCUCAACAUCAACACAAUGGCCAACAUGUCCAGGGUGUUUAAGAAGACCUGCUCCAACGGCAAGCUCUCCAUCUACCUGGGGAAACGGGACUUCGUGGACCAUGUGGACAUGGUGGAACCCAUUGAUGGUGUAGUCCUGGUUGACCCUGAGUAUUUAAAAGGUCGAAAGAUGUUUGUCAUGUUGACAUGUGCCUUUCGCUAUGGCCAUGAUGACUUGGAUGUGAUUGGCCUGACAUUCCGCAAAGAUCUGUAUGUACAGGUCCAGCAAGUGGUCCCAGCUGAGCCCACCAGCCCUCAGGUGCCCCUCACGGUCUUGCAGGAGCGACUGCUGCACAAGCUGGGGGACAAUGCUUACCCCUUUAACCUGCAGAUGGUUGUCAACCUGCCCUGUUCAGUGACACUGCAGCCAGGUCCUGAUGAUACAGGAAAGGCCUGUGGCAUUGACUUUGAAGUGAAGAGUUUCUGUGCUGAAAACCUGGAGGAGAAAGUCUCCAAGAAAGACUCCGUGCGGCUGGUGAUUCGGAAAAUACAGUUUGCACCUGUGGAGCCAGGCCCUGGCCCCUGGGCCCAGACCGUUCGCCGUUUCCUUCUGUCAGCUCAGCCCCUACAACUCCAGGCCUGGAUGGACAGGGAGGUUCACUACCAUGGCAAACCAAUCUCUGUCAAUGUUUCCAUCAACAACUCCACCAACAAGGUCAUCAAAAAAAUCAAGAUCUCUGUUGACCAGAUCACAGAUGUUGUCCUGUAUUCACUAGACAAGUACACCAAGACUGUGUUCAUUCAGGAGUUCACGGAGACUAUAGCUGCUAACUCCACCUUCUCCAAGAGCUUUGAAGUAACCCCACUCCUGGCUGACAACUGCGAGAAACAGGGCCUGGCGCUGGAUGGCAAACUCAAGCAUGGUGACACCAACCUGGCCUCUAGCACAAUUCUUCGGCCAGGAAUGGAUAAGGAGCUGCUGGGGAUCCUGGUGUCCUACAAAGUCAGAGUCAACCUGAUGGUGUCCUGUGGCGGCAUCCUAGGCGACCUGACAGCCAGUGAUGUCGGCGUGGAGCUGCCCCUGAUCCUAAUGCACCCAAAGCCAUCAAAUGAGGCUGCUAGCUCUGAGGACAUAGUCAUCGAGGAGUUUGCUCGGCAGGAGCCCGGUGGUGAAGAGAGCCAGGAGGCUUUGGCGGCUGAGGGGGAUGAAGGCAGCUGAGCACCUAGCUCUGUGCCUCUGUGUGGGAGCCCCACUGUAACAUUCUAAUAAAUCAGCUUGUCCAGA